Molecule: messenger RNA, 1538 nt
Organism: Sorex fumeus (smoky shrew)
Lineage: Eukaryota; Metazoa; Chordata; Mammalia; Eulipotyphla; Soricidae
Gene: AJAP1
Product: adherens junctions associated protein 1
Exons: 6
Coding region: 250-1437 (395 amino acids)
Cellular component (GO): adherens junction; cell-cell contact zone; cytoplasmic side of plasma membrane
Molecular function (GO): beta-catenin binding
Source: RefSeq, a predicted model, not a curated record
CCGGCCGGGCGGCCACGCGGGCUCCGGUCCGGCCAAUCCGGCGGAAACUUCGGCGGCCCCCGCCGAGUCCCCCCGCGCCCCCGGCCGCGCGCGCUCCCCGCGUCGGCUCCCCGGGCGGGCUGGGCGCGCCCGAAACCGGGUCGGAACCUCCAGCCGCUGCGCUUGCCGCCGGUUACCGUGGCAACACCAUCUCCGGCGCCCGGCGGUCCAAUCGGAGCCGGCGGCCUCGCUCCAGCCUUCCCGAGUGGCAUGUCCUUCCGCUGGCCGGGCAGCUCCCUGGGAGGCCACGCGUGGAUCCUCAUCGCCAUGUUCCAGCUCGCCGUGGACCUGCCGUCCUGUGAGGCCCUGGGCCCCGGGCCUGAGUUCCGGCUCCUGCUGCGGCCGCCCAGCCGGCCGCCCCGUCUGUGGGGGCUGCGCAGUGGACAGCCCACGCGGGUGCCCGUGCCGGUGUGGGGCCCACGGCCGCUGCCCCGCGCACAUGGGCCUCUGCCGAACCCGCGGGGGGCCCGGCGGGCGCACAGACCCCGGGAGCAGGCGGGCGCCCUGGUGCCCAAGGCGGGGCUCGCCAAACCCCCCACGGCCACCAGAUCCAGCCCAUCCCUGGGCGCGGCGUCCACCACCUCGGCAGCCCCUGUGGGCAGCGGGGCCACCUCGGGCCAGCAACCGCUGAGCAGGGGCCGGCGGCACCUCCAGGUGGCCGCGCUCGGCGCCUUUGACCUCCGGCCCGGCCGGCCCACCCCGGAGCCCGAGUUCAUCGCCUGGGGCCCCACGGGGGAGGAGGAGGGCCCCGAGCUCCACACGGUCCCCGGCGCCUUCGGCCCCACCACCGCCUACGUGUCCCCCACCCGGAGGACCACCAUGGCCACCACCAUCACCACGGCCACCGCCGCCACGUCCACGACGCUACAGAGCCCGGGCGCCACGGAGCCCCUGGGCCCGGGGCGGCGGUUCCCCUUCGGGGCCAGCACCACGGAGCCGUCCACCAGGCCCAGCAGAGACGCCAAGCCCCCCCGCGUCCUGGGGGAGAGCUCAGGCCUGGCCGUGCACCAGAUCGUCACCAUCACUGUGUCCCUCAUCAUGGUCAUCGCUGCUCUCGUCACGACGCUUGUCUUAAAGAACUGCUGCGCGCAGAGCGGGCACGCGCGGCGCAGCAGCCGGCAGCGCAAGCUGCAGCAGCAGGAGGAGAGCUGCCAGAACCUGACGGACUUCGCGCCCGCGCGCGUGCCCAGCACCCUGGACGUCUUCACCGCCUACAACGAGACGCUGCAGUGCUCGCACGAGUGCGUGCGCGCCUCCGUGCCCGUCUACGCCGACGACACGCUGCGCUCCGUGGGCGAGUUCAAGUCCACGUUCAACGGGAACCGGCCGCCGCCCUCUGACCGGCAUCUGAUCCCUGUGGCCUUCGUGUCUGAGAAGUGGUUCGAGAUCUCCUGCUGACUGGCGUGUGUUUUUACCUCCCGGGGGCUGGGCAGAAGCCAUGCAUCCUCUUUAUGGAUCCCGUCGGCGAACCUGUAAAAAUACAAACUACAAUAAACACA